CUCUCCGUCUCUCUCCCCGCCCGGGCCGAGCCGCCCCUCCGCGGCCUGUCGGGAUGGAGGAGGAGAGCAUGGAGGAGGAGGGCGGCGGCGGCGGCGGCGGCAGCAUCAGUAGCAGCAGCAGCUACGAGGCCUUAAUGGACGACCAAAACCACAACAACUGGGAAGUGGCGGAGGAGGAGGCGGCGGCGGCGGCAGGAAGGGGCGGCUACGGCCGCCGCCCGCUGCCGCCCGCCCCGCUCUCUCCCCACCGGGGCUCGCUGGACCCGCAGGAGGACUUCGAGAUGCAGCUGCUGUCCGAGGCCGCCAAUGGGCAAGGGAAGAGCUGCGAGGCGCCGCCGGGCAAAGGAGGGGCCGCUGCCGCCGCCGCCAUCAACCUCAACAUUAACCCCUCGGCCUCCAAGUUCUUAAUGAAUGUUAUAACUAUAGAAGAGUAUAAGAGCACAUACUGGCCAAAGUUGGAUAGUGCCAUAGAUCAACUUUUAACUCAGAGUCCUGGUGACUACAUCCCCAUCUCCUAUGAACAAAUAUACAGUUGUGUGUAUAAAUGUGUGUGCCAGCAGCAUUCGGAACAGAUGUAUAGUGACCUAAUUAAAAAGAUAACUAACCACUUAGAGAGUGUCUCAAAGGAGCUGCAGGCCAGCCCUCCAGAGCUCUACGUUGAAAGGUUUAACGUAGCACUUGGACAGUAUAUGGGAGCAUUACAGAGCAUUGUGCCUCUUUUCAUAUAUAUGAAUAAAUUUUACAUAGAAACAAAGCUUAACCGUGACUUAAGAAACGACCUUAUAAAACUGUUUACGGAACAUGUUGCAGAAAAGCACAUUUACAGCCUGAUGCCUUUACUUCUAGAAGCUCAGUCCACGCCCUUUUGGAUAAGCCCUUCCACUAUGGCAAACAUUGUGAAAGGAUUGUAUAUGCUUAGGCCAGAAUGGGUUCAGAUGGCACCAGCUUUAUUUUCUAAAUUUAUUCCAAACAUCCUCCCUCCUGCAGUAGAAUCUGAACUUGAAGAAUAUGCUGCUCAAGACCAGAAACUUCAACAAGAACUUAUUCAGGAAGGAUUUUCCAGGGGUGAUCAGUCACGUAAGAGACCUGGAGAAGAAUUAACAUACAAUGGGUCAACAUCCUGUGCGAAUUCAAGAGGAUGCAGAUAGUGACUGUACU
Molecule: messenger RNA, 1158 nt
Organism: Euleptes europaea (tarantolino)
Lineage: Eukaryota; Metazoa; Chordata; Lepidosauria; Squamata; Sphaerodactylidae
Gene: CACUL1
Product: CDK2 associated cullin domain 1
Exons: 9
Coding region: 54-1148 (364 amino acids)
Biological process (GO): ubiquitin-dependent protein catabolic process
Molecular function (GO): ubiquitin protein ligase binding
Source: RefSeq, a predicted model, not a curated record